AUGGGCUCAACAACCGCCAACACACGCAAAAAAGUAACAAUCCAAACCAUUCAAAGCCUCUACAAAAAGAACGAACCCAUCACAGUUCUCACAGCAUCCGAUUUCCCAAGCGGCCAUGUAGCCGACACAGCCGGAAUGGAAAUCGUGCUCGUAGGCGACAGCCUCGCAAUGGUCGCAAUGGGCAUGGAAGAUACAAAUGAAGUAACAAUGGAUGAAAUGCUCCUCCAUUGUCGCAGUGUAAACCGUGCUGUCAAGAGCGCUUUUACAAUCGCAGACCUACCAAUGGGCUCAUACGAAACAACCCCAGAAAAAGCCCUCACAUCCGCAAUCCGGAUGGUCAAAGAAGGCGGGAUGAAAGGCGUGAAAUUAGAAGGCGGGGCAGAGAUGGCAUCUACAAUUCGCAAGAUCUCCCAAGCCGGAAUCCCUGUUAUGGCGCAUAUCGGAUUAACGCCACAGCGCCAGCACUCGCUUGGCGGGUUCCGUGUGCAGGGUAAGUCUGCUGCGGGGGCUGUGAAGUUGCUUCGGGAUGCAUUGGCUGUUCAGAAGGCUGGUGCUUGUAUGGUUCUUAUUGAGGCUGUGCCGCCUGAGAUUGCGGCGAUUGUUACGCGGAGACUGAGCGUGCCGACUAUUGGGAUUGGGUCUGGGAAUGGGUGUUCUGGGCAGGUGCUUGUGCAGGUUGAUAUGUUGGGGAAUUUCCCGGAGGGGAGGUUUUUGCCCAAGUUUGUUAAGAGGUAUGCGGAUGUCUGGGGGGAGGCCAGGAGGGGGGUUGAGGCUUAUAGGGAGGAGGUUAAGAGUAGGGCUUUUCCUUCGCUUGAGUAUACUUAUCCUGUUUCUAAGGAGGUGGUGGAAGAGUUUGAGAAGAUUGUUGAUGAGGUUGUUGAGGAGGAAUAA
Penicillium griseofulvum is the source of this 891-nucleotide messenger RNA. Its product is annotated as 3-methyl-2-oxobutanoate hydroxymethyltransferase. The record is from RefSeq and is a predicted model, not a curated record. Gene Ontology annotation, cellular component: mitochondrion. Lineage: Eukaryota; Fungi; Ascomycota; Eurotiomycetes; Eurotiales; Aspergillaceae. The transcript is spliced from 2 exons. The coding region runs from base 1 to 891 and encodes 296 amino acids. Gene Ontology annotation, biological process: pantothenate biosynthetic process. Gene Ontology annotation, molecular function: magnesium ion binding; 3-methyl-2-oxobutanoate hydroxymethyltransferase activity.